Dermacentor albipictus is the source of this 6720-nucleotide messenger RNA. RefSeq names its product oxidative stress-induced growth inhibitor 2-like. The record is from RefSeq and is a predicted model, not a curated record. NCBI's taxonomy places the organism in Eukaryota, Metazoa, Arthropoda, Arachnida, Ixodida, Ixodidae.
CGCCGAGCUUGCAGCAUUCCUGCACUCGAUGCACUUCGAAGAGCGCGAAGGAGGGAGGUGGCCACGUAGCGCCGAAAUCAGUCGCAGCUGUUGAAGCGGCGCUCUCGUGCGCCCCUUUUUUUAGUCGACGCCGUAAACGAAUGCCAUCGCUAUGGUCCAUCGCGGCAGCCGUGACCCACUCGGUGAAAUGAGCUACUUGCCGCCAUGCGCGCCCCUGCCUGCAAACACUGAUGGUGGCGGCGCCACGGGGUUUGUUCGUGAACCAGCGAUGCCAUGAUCGCCCUUGGCGGAACGGGAGCCUGCUACCUCUUCAGACACAGAAAGAACUGCGGGCAACUUGCCUAUGAAUGUUUUUCCAAGGCUCGCUCCGUUUACUCGCAUCCGAAAAACAUCCGGAAAACAGCGCCUUUGACGUCGACGCCGCCACCCGGCGAUGUUGCAGGAUGGUGGCGCCAUCUAGGAGAAACGUUUAGAAAUGUGCGACAACUGCAAGCCCAGGGUCCUCUGACGAGGGAGCGUUCACUAUGCGGCGGGUCUGGUUUCGAUCGCCGCAUCGGUUCCCAUUCAUUGAUACAACGUGAACGGCAGCAGAAUGAAAGUCCAGGACACGAACACCAAACACGAGGGAGACCUUCGGAGGCACGAGUCCCGGCGGGGCACGGCCGUGCGACCUCGCUCGUGGAACGUGGCAUCGGCGGCGGCUUUGGUUCCCGGCUGCUGCCGCUGCAGAGCGGCGGGUUCUCCGCGCAAGACCGCGGGCCUCGGAGCGCGCCCCGGACCGUGCCUGGUUUGAGCCGGAGCUCGCUCUCGCCGCCAGCGUUCCAGAGGGGCAGGUCACGGCACACUGGCUGGGGAACAGGACAUUCAAGACGUACCGGUAGAUAUGGCCGUCUACAAGGAGGUUGUUGUUAUAGGCAAUGGGCCAUCGGGCAUCACCAUGUCAUACUUCCUAGCUGGUAAUUGGCCAUACUACGCACCUGGUGCCUGUCACCCAAACCCGUACCUACAUGCAAGGCUUGAAAAUAAUCGAAGUCUUUCCCUUGUUGAACAGGACCUCUCAUUGCUGAGCUCGGGCCUUGAGGGACGCUCGUGCAACCCAGUGUCAUUACUCCUGGACACCUUGUGCCAUCCAGAUGCUGACCUUGGCUCUGAUGAGCCUUCUGCUCUGAGUUGGGUUCACAAUCCAUCCAGGGUGCUAGACCAUGUUGUCAUUGGCAAUGGUCUACCAGGAGGCAGUUGGCAGAGGAUGGAUGGUGGGAUCCUUACCAUAAGCCUUGGUUCUUGGAUGGAGCUGCCAGACCUGACUUUCAAGGAGUGGGACUCAUCAAAGCCACAGUCGCCGCAAGGCUCCCCCAACUGCCAAAACCGUGUGUCAGUGCAGCGAGUGGCCCAGUACUACCGGGACUAUGUCAACCUCAAGCAUCUGCAGCGUUACUUUCGGAACUUUGCCUCUGUGCAGUCUGUGCGGCCUUGCAACUCCGAGGAUGACCCGGAAGGGGGCCACUUGUGGGAAGUUAAAGGUGUAGACAAACAGACUGGGACCUCUUUCUGCUAUGUCACACCACAUGUUGUGCUAGCAGCCGGUCAUUACGAUGCACCAAGGCGGCUUGGCAUUCCAGGAGAGGACCUGCCUUUUGUGUCCCAUGAUUUGGGACAGCUGGAAGUUCUGCUGCGUGACACCAAGAGUUCCAUCAAGAAAUUGGCUGUUGUAGGCAGCGGGCUGUCAGCUGCAGAUGCUGUGAUCGCAGCACGUUUCCAUGGUGUAGAUGUUUGUCAUGUGUUUCGCAAAAGGGUGGAUGAUCCUGAUCUUGUGUUUAACCAGCUGCCACGAUCUAUGUAUCCAGAGUACCAUAAGGUACACCAGAUGAUGUCCUCAGCUGAGCAUUACCCAGGCUACAAAGCAUAUGCCCAUUGCCAGGUACGCUGCAUCCAUAGUGAUGGCCGCAUGGAACUAGAUUCAGACAGAGAAAUUCGAGAUGUCUCCCAUGUGUUGGUGCUCAUCGGAUCCCACCCAAACCUUGACUUUCUGCCUUUGGAAGGCACACAGCUAGGCCUGGUAGCAGGGCUACCGGUUGAUUGCAGGGCUAACCCAAUUCAAAUUCACCCCCACACUCAUGAAACUGAAGCUCUCAAAGGCAUCUAUGCUCUUGGGCCUCUUGUUGGGGACAACUUUGUACGAUUUCUCCAAGGCGGUGCUCUAGCUGUGACAGCACACAUUUGGAGGAGUGUGGGUGGCACCUAAGCCUCUCUGGCCAACAGAAGGUACGGGAACAAGGCCUCCAAAGCUACAAAAAUACUGUCAGCUGAGCUGUAUAGCAAGAAUGUCUCACGUGUCACUACAUGUUGUGUGUGACCAUGUUAAUGGGCCCAUUACCAUGGGGAACCUCUGCCCUGACAGGCAUUGUAGCCAAGUCAUGGUACAAAAUGGUAUCUGACCAAUGCAGGAACUAGUCUGUAUUUUUUAUCUAUAUGGUAGGUUUACUGCUGUUUUUCGGCAGUGUUUGCUGUGAGACCACUGGUGAAUUCAUUUUUCACUCUUGUGCUUACCAUUUCAGUUAAGUAGCCCAGUCGAUGUGUUUUUUUAUAUAUAUAGAAACAUAUUUGAAAUUUGAUGAAAUAGGUGUAUGUACCAUUUGUCAUUGUAGCAGUACUAUGUUGUCAAUUCAGGUUUAUGCUUGCACUCUGAUGCAGAUCUGAUGAAAUCUGGAUUGCAAUGGUCAUGACAGUGAUACCACCAUGAUAGACAAGAUUAUUCCAGUUCACUGUUUGUUGUUUGUUAUCAUUUCUGUGUUUAUUUAUUUUUCAUCCGUAUUGUUUUUAUAUACAGAUGCACGUUGAAAUUUGCUAAACUCUAAAAACAUCUUUUUUGAAAGGUGUUCAUGAAUGUGCAUUCUUGGAUAUAUGACUGGUCUUGUAGUUGUGCAACAUAUAGCUGCACUGUGCAUUUUCAUUGUUCACUGCAAGAUCAUGUACAUUUGUCAUAGGUAAUGCUGCAAAUUCUGCACCUACAUAUAUGUGUUGCAUGGAUGCAUGCAAGAGGCAAUCUGCUAACAGUGCCACUUAUAAGCCAGUGCUCAUUUUUUAUUGUAGUUUCACAAGAAAUGCUGAAUGAAUAUAAGUGUGCAUGUAUCAGUGCUUGUGGAGCUGCCACUGGCAAGUUGAGCAGCUUCUUUUGUGUGUGUGUGUAUGUGCAUGCAUGUGUGUGUGUGUGCAUGCAUGUGUGUGUACAUGCAUGCAUAUUUGUGCAGUGAGUCAUGUUGAGAAUUAUAUACAUAUAAUUAUAUGAAGUCUACCAUUCCCUAUGGGUGCUUUGUACUUGUAAAUUGAAUUCGUUCUCUGCAGAAAGAAAAGGAUUUGCCAUUUACAUAGAAGCUACAUUGAAUAACUUUAUUGAAGGUUGUAAUUGCUCUCAAGCUUCUGGACUCUAGAGUUUGUCUGAUCUGCUCAAGAUAUAGGAUAUAGUUGCACUACAUUAUGACAAUUGUAAGAUCACUUGUACAUUGCUGUAACACUUUCCUGGUCAAAUUUCUGUACCUUUAAGCUAAUAAGCAGUGUUAAAGAACUGCAUAGCUUUAACGAAAACUGUGAUAUGAACUUAUAGCAUAAUUUUUAUAGUGCUUGAGUCUGUUAGGAACUGUAUACCAUUUAGUUGUACUGCCUUUGACUUUUAAGUGGCAGCGAUGGGGGUGACGUGCUGCACAGGCAUCACUAUGCAGAGCAAAAUAUUUUCAGGUCCCGAUUGUCCACAGCUGUGACGCAAACAAUGUAGUAAUUAAUGUAGGUUCAUGUAGAGCUCAUUUAUACCUGAAACCAUUUUAUAAGUUUCUUUUUUUUAAGGAACCACCCUUAUAUUAUCUGUAUAAAACUGUGCAGAUAAAGACAUUUAAAUUAGCUAAAAGGCUCAAUUGAAUACACUUGAACAUAGAUUCAACUUAGUUGUGCUUGCAGCUGCAGCUGAGAAUGUCGUUAAAUCAUGAACUUAGUUAAAUCAGUGCUUCAGUGUCUUAGCACUCCUGCAGACCAUGUUCUGAAUGAGCUCCAAUAGAAAUUCAGGCAAUGAAUUUCAGACAUGGCUAAAAUGCUCACGCUGUCAUUUUGUGUAGUCAUGAGUGCACUACUUGAUAUUUAUAGGACAGGCAUGUGCACUUGAGCUGCAAAGUUUAUAUAACCUAAAGCAGUCGCCGUCGUGCAAAAAUUUUUCCGCCAAUUUUUGUGGUGCAACACAGAGAAUUUUGCUCGUGAAAACAUACUGUACACAAAAGCAUGAUUCAUGCAUUUGUUUAGCAUGUGUAAUGCCGUAGUUAGUGCACUAAUCGCCACUCGUCAGAAAAUGGCUUUGCGACAGAAAUAAACUAUUGUAGGUAUGAAGUUAACUUAUUUUGUGUCUCAAAAAGAAGUUGCAACCAAUUAUCAUUUAUGACGGAUAGGAAAGUUUUCCUUCCUUAUUUUAUUCUAGCAAAUACCCCCCCCCCCCCCCCUCAUCCCCCCUUUAUUUCAUUGAGACACUGGUAACUUAGCCCAACUUAACACACUUGGGCUUGGUGGGCUUAUCAAUAUAUUGCUUAACCUUGUAGGGUUGCUGGUAAGCCCACAGAUCUCAAGAGGCAGUCUUUCUGCAUUUCUUUCUUCUUUUAUCUAUCUUUCUUUUAGCACCGAUAAAAUAACAUAUACUCAUGCCAUUUUAUGGGAAUUGUGUGCAAAAGUGUGUCCUAUGUUGUGGGAGUGGAAUCACUAUUGCAUCAGCUACACAGGUUGACUAGAUGCAGCUGCCAUGAGUGCGCAGAUGCCUGCAGCCAUUCCUGUUUGCAUGUUCCCGAGUAUCCUCGUGGUUCCAAAUGCAGUACGCUGAGCAUGAGUGCUGACAAUAUGCCAGGUUAACAGAUGACAUACAGCAUCAGAUAUUCUGCUACUUUGUUGUCCUCGUCUUCCUUCAGAUAACACUCGGAGGUGUCUGAUGUGCAUAACCAGAGCGUGAAAAUUUCUGAAAUUGAGACUGCACAGCAAAAUUGCUUUCGCAAUUGAAGAAAAAAUAAUAUGCAGUGUUCAUGAAAAUGCAACUUAAGAAAUUAUUUUUUUUUUCAUUGCAGCUUUUAUUACGUCGGGCCUCUGUAGGAAGUACACUACAAGAAGUGUUUAGUUUUGCAUUUUCGCCUUUUCUCAAAAAGCUCGCACUUCAUUUUUUGUCAUGUUGGAGUGUUAUGUGCGAAUGUCGGCAUGAACAAGUAACCACAGAAAUCCAUGGAACAUCCAGCAAGACUAAAUUUAUUUAUAGAACAAGGCAUACAUAGUAUGUACAACGAAUAUUCAUUAAUAGAUAGCCAUGCUAGGUGUCUGAUGGGUAUGUGCCAUAGAUAAAUAAAUGCCUAUUUAAGUAUUUGUUCUUGUAUAUCUAAAUAUAAGCUGCACCAAUGUUUCAUCCAUGUAAUUUGCAAAUGAAACAUAACAUGUCAGGAGCAUACUUCUGUCUCCUACUUUGACACACACAAGUUUUGCUGUCUACUCAGCCAUUGAGGUAGACAUCGCAAAAACAGUGUCACAUUCAUUCAACUAAAAAUAUCUAAUAAGGAUUGUAACAUAAAUAGCAUGAAUGUUCUGAAAUAAGACAACUUUAUAGUCUCAUACACUCAACCACAUAGUUUCUUUUCUUGCGACUGACAAAAUUCACUAUUAAAUCUUCACUCAUUUGUUUUGAAACAAUGGUGCUAGUAUGUGCCGACAUAUUAGUGUGUGAAGGUGCUCUCAACUGGUUGACUGGAUGCAUGAGAUGCUUCAGCAAAAUUACAGCACUUGAAUGCAAACUGUCUGAUAUCUGUAUUCUGUGGAAUGCCAACUAAAGUCAAUCGCAAAAAAAAGUAUGCCUUUGUUUUUCCAAAAUGAAAUAUCCAAUUUGAAUGUUCGACGGAUGUUAAGCAGAAAUUCAAUGAUACCCUCAGCAUAUUGGUGACACUGUUGAAGCUUGGGCAAGUUGCUGCAAAAUACGUUUUUCAACAGCGCAAAGGACAAAGACAAGACGAGCGCACAUACAUAACGCUGUGUAUGUGCGCUCGUCUCGUCCUUGUCCUUUGCGCUGUUGAAAAAGAAUAUUGGUGAAUGUCCACUACUUGUCCAAUGGGUAUCUGUUGUUACCUAUGUAGCUGUCGUUCAUGCAGUGUGGCUUCAUACUGUGUUUGUGGUGUAACACCUGACCAUCUUUUGGGAAACAGUGUUUGAUGGCUGCAUUAUAGAAAUGUUACCAUAAUAUGUGUAGGUGUAUAAUUUUCAUGUCAGUUGCAUAAAUACAAAGCCCUAAAGUACUACUAACACACACCUACAGGCAUACAUUUCUAGGGGUCUUGCAUUGCCUACAGCAAAGCCAGUAACAGCGCUGCUUCCUCCGAUCACGGAAGUGCGAAAAUAUGUAUUUACGACUGUUGCACGAGGCAUCGCAGGCUUGAGAUUCCAUUCCUGUGCAACACUGGCCAUGGUUACCAUAAAAAGGCCAACAAUUGAACAAUUAGUAACUUCAUGCAAAUUGUGCUUGUUUGUGUUGUAAUGUGAUUAUAAAUAUCAGUACUAGGCUGAUUGAUAAGAGUAACCUAACAAAUUAUUUUGCAACCAUAAGGACAUUUGUAUUACUCUCCCCUAACAUCAUUUAGAAGUGAAUCCAGUAUAUAUGAUGUUUGUGUGCAUUAGUAUUAAAUUGUGCAAAAGAAAAAUAAAUUCAGACAUUUAGCAAGCUUG